UCUCUAUAUCUCCGUCAUCCAUCUAUCCUUUGAUAUCUAAUUCCAAAAAGAUAACAGCAGAAGGCCCCAUUCUACUCAGCACUCAGCAGUCAUCAUCAACCAACUAUCCUUCUAUGCACUUUCUAUCUUUACAAAAAGCUGAAACUAACAUUAAUUCUAUGACGUGAAAUUUUAAAAUUCUCCUACACUUCAGAUCUUUGCUUAAACAAACACACCCCUCUUCCUUUAAUCAUAAAAAGAUAACCAUCAUUCACGUUUUUUUCCCCCUCACCAACAUUUCAGUUAUUAUUUUCACUACACUUCCUUAAAUUAAAGCAAAAAAAACACUUUCUUUUUGGUGUGACACUAUAUUUUAUCUUCAAAAAAAAAAAAAAAAAAAAAAAUUCUAUCUUUACACUUGCAUUUAUUGCUUCAACUUUCAAGGACUUUAUUACUAGUAUAAGAAGAGGUGUGACUUGCAUUUUUCCUCAAGAAAGUAGAAUUAAUUUGGCUUUUCCAUUUUUUGUUGGAGGAGAGUAAAAAUGGGGAGUAGGGUUUUUUGUUGUGGUGGUUUGUGGUUGUUGUUGGUGGUUUUAAUGGUGGUAAAUGGUUGUGGUAAAACAGUAAAUGGGUAUCCAAUGGAGGACCUUGUGGUAAAUUUACCUGGGCAACCAAAAGUUGGGUUUAAACAAUUUGCUGGGUACAUUGAUGUAGAUGUUAAAGCUGGAAGAAGCUUGUUUUACUAUUUUGUUGAAGCAAAAAAUGACCCUCAUUCUAAACCCCUUACUCUUUGGCUCAAUGGAGGACCUGGUUGCUCUUCCAUGGGUGGUGGUGCAUUUACUGAAUUGGGACCAUUCUUCCCCAGUGGUGAUGGUAGAGGCCUAAGGAGAAAUUCAAUGUCUUGGAAUAAAGCAUCGAAUCUCCUCUUCGUCGAGUCCCCUGCUGGAGUGGGAUGGUCGUAUUCGAACACAUCGUCUGAUUACAAUACAGGAGAUGCAGCCUCUGCUAAGGAUAUGCUCACAUUUUUGGUGAAUUGGUUUGAGAAGUUUCCUGAAUUCAAAUCUAGGGAUCUGUUUCUUACUGGAGAGAGCUAUGCAGGGCACUACAUACCACAACUUGCGGUUGCUGUGUUAGAUCAUAAUGCUCAUUCUAGGGCUUCCAAGAUGAAGUUGAAAGGAGUUGCUAUUGGGAAUCCACUUCUCAAACUUGAUAGGGAUGUUCCAGCAACAUAUGAGUACUUUUGGUCACACGGAAUGAUAUCUGAUGAAAUUGGCCUUAGCAUCAUGAAUCAAUGUGAUUUUGAAGACUAUACAUUUGCAAGUCCUCAUAACGAAUCCGAUUCUUGCAACAAUGCAAUCUCACAAGCAAACAGCAUAGUUGGCGACUAUAUAAAUAACUAUGAUGUCAUCCUCGAUGUGUGUUAUCCAUCUAUUGUGGAGCAAGAAUUGCGGUUGAAAAAAAUGGCUACUAAAAUGAGUUUGGGAGUUGAUGUUUGUAUGACUUAUGAAAGGAGAUUCUAUUUCAAUCUUCCUGAAGUACAGAAAGCACUCCAUGCAAAUCGGACUAAUCUGCCUUAUGAAUGGUCUAUGUGCAGCAGCAUUCUGAAUUACAGUGAUAAUGAUGGUAGCUUGGAUAUGCUCCCUCUCCUUAAAAAGAUACUUUCGCAUCAUAUCCCUAUUUGGGUUUUCAGUGGAGACCAAGAUUCCGUCGUACCACUGCUUGGCUCACGUACCCUUGUUCGUGAGCUUGCUCAUGACCUCAAAUUCAAGGCCACUGUCCCCUAUGGAGCUUGGUUCCACAAAGGACAGGUUGGAGGCUGGGCAACCGAAUAUGGAAACUUACUGACGUUUGCUACUGUGAGGGGUGCUGCACAUAUGGUACCUUACACACAGCCAUCAAGGGCUUUGCAUCUCUUCAGUUCGUUUAUUCGAGGGCGAAGGUUGCCGAGCACAACUAAAUCAUCCAUGGGUGACUAACUACACUAGAAACUGGUUCAUUUCUGCGUGUUCAAGAAUUGCCGCCUGCAAAACUGUAAUAAAGAGGAUAGUUUUAGAUGAUUAGUGGUGAAAGGAUAGAACUUAGGAUAAUGAGAAUUUUCAACAAUUUUAUCCUCAAGAAUUGAGGGCAUAGAUAUCAUCUGUCAUUUGAGUGUUGGAAUCAGGUUCAAAGGAACCAGAUUCUUGUAAUCGAGGAUUGCAAGUUAUAAAAAGUUUGACUAUUGUUCUGCA
Beta vulgaris subsp. vulgaris (sugar beet) is the source of this 2207-nucleotide messenger RNA. RefSeq names its product serine carboxypeptidase-like 42. The coding region runs from base 522 to 1955 and encodes 477 amino acids. The transcript has 10 exons. The record is from RefSeq and is a predicted model, not a curated record. Gene Ontology annotation, molecular function: serine-type carboxypeptidase activity. NCBI's taxonomy places the organism in Eukaryota, Viridiplantae, Streptophyta, Magnoliopsida, Caryophyllales, Amaranthaceae. Gene Ontology annotation, biological process: proteolysis.